AACUUCCGGUCACGGCCGCGUGACGCCAUACUCAAAACAAGCAGAAAAUGAGAGGUCCCUUAGAGAGUAAAAAGUCUAGAAACAGUACCCUUGAUCUCGUCAAAUUGACUCAGUCGCUUUGAGUAAAACAGUUAAGAUGAGUCUAAAGCGUCAUUUAGUGAUAUUUGAAUAACGGGGGACAAUCAGUAGAUGAGACCAAAAGUAAAAAAUUUACGUUAGCUAGUUAGCACAGUAACUUGCUAGCCCCGGCGAGCUAGCUAGCCACCAAGAACCCCCGACAUUUGAGAACGGCUAACCUUACUGGACUUUGGGACACUGGUGGUGGCUGUCACUGUAUCUGUGCCGCAUGAUGUCUCUUUUUCAGGGAGUGAGAGGUAAGGCUAGGCAUCUCUCCAGUUGACGCUGUUCCCUGGAGCGGCCUUAGCCAAGUCGAAGAGACGGGGAACAGGAUAGGGAAGCAGGGCGGCUCGGCCACCUCGGAGCCUGUGGAGAAGAUGGCGGGGAGCCCCGAGAAGAGUUCGUCCGCCCAGGAGCUGAAGGAGCAAGGCAACCGGCUUUUUCUCUGCCGCAAAUACCAGGAGGCCGCUACCUGCUACAGUAAAGCAAUAAAUCGAAAUCCAUCAGUAGCUGUGUACUACACAAACCGUGCCCUGUGCUAUGUGAAACUACAGCAGUACGACAAAGCAUUAGCUGAUUGCAAACACGCCCUUGAACUGGACACCCAAUCCGUGAAAGCUCACUUCUUUUUGGGCCAAUGCCACUUGGAGCUUGAGAAUUAUGAAGAGGCCAUAGGAAACCUACAGAGAGCUUAUAACCUGGCAAAGGAGCAGCGCCUGAACUUUGGUGAUGACAUCCCAAGCGCACUGCGUCUUGCAAAGAAGAAACGCUGGAAUAGUUUGGAGGAGAAACGCAUCAACCAGGAAAACGAGCUGCACGCCUAUCUUACAAAGCUUAUCCUGGCGGAGAAAGAGAGGGAAAUCGAGGAAUGCAGAGAGAAGCAAGUGGAUGAUAAUCAGAGUGGAAGUGAGAUCAGCAAAAUCAAGUCAAAACACGAUAAGUAUCUGCUGGACAUGGAUGAGCUGUUUGCUCAGGUGGAUGAGAAAAGAAAGAAAAGAGAGAUCCCAGACUACCUGUGUGGAAAGAUCAGUUUUGAAUUGAUGAGAGAACCCUGCAUCACCCCCAGCGGCAUCACCUACGAUCGCAAAGACAUUGAGGAACAUCUACAGCGUGUUGGCCAUUUUGAUCCAGUGACUCGCAGCCCCCUGACCCAGGACCAGCUCAUCCCCAAUCUGGCAAUGAAGGAAGUGAUCGACGCUUUUAUCCAAGAGAAUGGCUGGGUGGAGGAUUAUUGAACACAAACAAACACACACACACACACACAAACAAAAACACAUCCACACACACAAACACACAGCGCACUCACAGACACACACUUGUAAAGCAGCGCAGCGAGCAGAUGAGAGGAAGUGGAGUGGAGCAGACUGAACAAACAGACAUCCUCUUGAACUCGCACUUUAAACAUGGGGGACGCCAUGGACUAUUUCUCAGGUCUCCCUCCUUCUCUCUCUUUUACUCUCUCUCUGUUUUCCUAUCUCUCUCUCUUUCUAUCUCCCUCUUUCUAUCUUUCUCUGUGUGUGCCACAAGCCUGAAUUCAAUCGCUUUAAAUUGGAGCCGUGUCAAUCAAGAUUUUCAAACUCAAUCUGUCUCAUGACCCUGCACAUUUUUGUUUUCAGUAUCACUUUGAUUUGAGCUGAUUUUCUUGCUGAUAUUGCCCCCAUUCAGAAACCCUCACUGAAACAUGCCGCGCAAACCGUUAUGGAAAACUUAUGCAGAAAAUACUAAGGAAAUGUAAAAUUUCAAUCUGUUAUUGGAUAUCUUUUAUUAGCUGUAAUGGACAGAAUGCGUUAGUUACAAGAGAGACAAAAUCACCAGAGGAUAUGUGGAUGUGUUUGGGAGAACGUUUGUGUGUCAGAAUUAUAUAUUUUUUUGCAUUAGAACAGCGGUGUUGAUAGAUGCCAGUUAGGCUCUUAAUGCUGUAUAAUCAAUAACGUACACGAGUGGCUGGAAAUGUUACAUUUUUUUGGUGUGUGUGUGUGCGUGCGUGUGUGCGUGCAAGCGGUUGUGUGUGUGUGCAUGUGAGAUUGUCCAUCUUUGAUCUCAGAGCUUCUAUUAGAAUGCACUUUCAGUUGCAGGAGAUUUUGUAACUCUCAGAUCUACAGUGUAAUUCAUGGUACCUCAUCGUACACAUACUCUCUAUCUACUACAGCGUGCAGAUACAGCCCGGCUCAAUCUCACAAUCAGAGCUCAACCCACAGUGGCGGACAUGUUUGGAGGGUAAUGGAUGAUGGCUUGGUUGUCUGGACCCACAGUGGCGGACAUGUUUGGAGGGUAAUGGAUGAUGGCUUGGUUGUCUGGACCCACAGUGGCGGACAUGUUUGAAGGGUAAUGGAUGAUGGUUUGGUUGUCUGGACCUUCGUGUCUCUGUGGGCCAUGUCCCUGCUGUAUGCGCCCUUAUGCCUCAUGCUCUUAACUCCAGAGUGGACUUCACUUUUUUUCCUGUCUUUUUUUUUUUUAUUAUUAUUAUUAUUAUUAUUAUUAUUAUUAUUAUUAUAAAGAAAAUGCUGUUUGGUGAUUACUGAAGGUUUUCUUUUCAGUGGUCAAAGCCUCAAACACCAGUGCACCCACUCAAUAGAAGAUUGUCAAAGAGCAUCCCCGGAGAUUCACAGGUCUCCUUUCAACUGUUACAGACAAUAGAAAAGUAUUAAAAUGAAUACGCAACCUUA
Molecule: messenger RNA, 2783 nt
Organism: Alosa sapidissima (American shad)
Lineage: Eukaryota; Metazoa; Chordata; Actinopteri; Clupeiformes; Clupeidae
Gene: stub1
Product: STIP1 homology and U-Box containing protein 1
Exons: 8
Coding region: 495-1352 (285 amino acids)
Biological process (GO): proteasome-mediated ubiquitin-dependent protein catabolic process; positive regulation of proteolysis; protein polyubiquitination
Cellular component (GO): cytoplasm; Z disc
Molecular function (GO): protein-folding chaperone binding; ubiquitin protein ligase activity
Source: RefSeq, a predicted model, not a curated record